UCACUUGAUGUCAGACUCCCUAAGAUGGGAACAACCGAGGCUAAAGUUGACUUGCAAGGACCUGAGAUUAAAGGAGGGAAAACAGAGAUGCCAUCAAUAGAUAUUUCUCUACCAAAAGGUAAAUCCAAGGGUGAGGUAGACAUAGAGGGAAAGGGAGGCAAGUUCAAAAUGCCUUCAUGUAAUAUACAUCUUCCAAAAAUGAAGUUGUCUGAGGGAGAAGUUGUUUUGAAGGGACCUGAAAUCAACGGUGGAAAGAUUGAGAUGCCUACUGUCGAUAUCUCUGUUCCCCAAGGAAAAGAAGAGGGAGAUCUGGAUAUUGGUGGCAGUGAAGUGAAAGGAGGCAAUUUCAACAUGCCCUCUUUAGACAUUUCUCUCCCAAAAAGUAAGCUACUUGAGGGAGACAUGAAGCUAGAAUGUCCUGAAAUUCCAAAUGUUGACUUUUCACUCCCCAAGGCAAAUGUGGAGGGCAACAUAGAGCUUGAGGGCAGUGAUGUUAGCGGAGACAGGUUCAAGAUGCCAGCUUUUGACAUCUCAUUCCCAAAGAGGAAAAAAAAGGAGGGAGAGGUUGAUAUUGAAAGACCUGAAGUCAAAGGAGGGACAAAGUUCAACAUGCCAUCACUCUCUGACAUCUCUCCUCCCGCUAUGAAAUCACCCUCGGUUGAUAUCUCUAUUCCAAAGGGAAAAGUAGAGGGUGACAUAGAAACCAAAGGUAAAAGAGAACAUUUUCAUAUUCCCUCAAUUGAUGUUUCUCUCCCUGAAAUAAAAUCAAAACGAGGUGACAUCAACAUUGAGGGACCAGAAAUUAAAGGUGGUGGAAUUAAAAUGCCAACGAUUGACAUUUCAACCCCUCAAGGAUCAUUAGAAGGUGAUAUCACUGUCGAGGGUGAAGGAAAAGAAGGCAAGUUCAGCCUGCCGUCAGUAGACAUCACCCUCCCUGCAGUAAAAUACCCUGAAGGAGAUGUGAAUUUUCAAGGGCCGAAAGUUAAGGGUUGGAAAUAUGAAAUGCCAAAAGUCGACCUCUCGCUUCCUAAAGGAAAAGUACAGGGAGACAUUGAUAUCGACAUUCGGUCUGGAAAAGAUGGGAACAUUGAAAUACCAUCCUAUCAUACAGGACUUCCUAAAGGAAAAUUCAAAGGUCCUGAGCUUAAGGGAGGAAAAAUCCACAUGCCAGACAUUGACUUGUCACUCCCCAAAGGAAAAAUGGAAAAGCCAACUAUUGAUAUUUCACUUUCAAAAGGAAAACUAGCAGGAGAUGUUGACAUUGAUGGGCAUGGUGGUAAAGGAGGCAAGUUUCACAUGCCUUCACUUGAUAUCUCUAUUCCUAAAAUCAAAGCAAAGGGAGUUGAAGUCAAAGGGGAUAUGUCAAUCCCUAAUAUUAAGUCUCCAGAGGUAGAUUUCAGCCUUGAGGGUCCUGAUGUUAAAGGAGGAAAGGUCAACAUACCAACUGUUGACAUUUCACUUCCCAAAGGAAAAGUUAAGGGUGACAUAAAUGUUGAAGGUCUUGAGUUGAAAGGAGGGAAAUUCAAAAUGCCGAAAAUUGAUGUAUCUCUGCCAAAAGUGAAUCUCCCAGAGGGUGAUGUCAAAAUAAAAGGCCCAGGCAUCAAGGGAGGAAAGAUUGAAAUGCCAGACAUUGACCUGUCACUACCCAAAGGAAAAGCAAAAGGAGAAAUAGACAUUGGCGGACAUGCUGGAAAAGGAGGCAAGUUCCAUAUGCCCUCUGUUGAUAUUUCUCUUCCAAAAUUGAAAGCAAAGGGAGUUGAUGUCAGUAUUGAAGGUCCUGACCUGAAGGGAGGAAAGAACAAUAUGCCAAACAUUGACCUGUCACUCCCCAAAGGAAAUGCUGAUCUCAGUAUUGAGGGUCCUGAGGUAAAAGGAGGCAAAUUCAAAAUGCCCAAAUUUGAUGUUUCACUUCCAAAGAUGAACCUGGUGGAAGGCAGUGUCAAAGUGGAAGGCCCAGAGAUGAACACCAGUGGCCCUGAAGCAUCAGGAGAUUUGAAGAUGGCUGGUCUCAAACAAGAUAUUAAUCCAGCCAGUUUAAAAGUUAAGGGUGUGGACAUUGAGACAGGUGGUACAGAAGGCCCAGGUGCAUCCCUCAAACUUCCCAAUGUCAAAUUACCAACAGUUGACAUCUCAGCUCCAAGGGUGGAUCUAGACUUUGGCCUCACCAAACCUAAAGGUGACGAUGUGGAAGUGGAGCUCCUGAAAGCAGAGGGAGGCAGGCCUUCUUCAGGGGGGAGAUUUGAUCUACCUGAUGUCUCCCUUAAAGUCCCAAGUUUAUCUCUUCCCAGGUUUGGUGGAAAGUCCAAGAGUGGUGUUUUGGUGAUAUCUGGCCCCAAGGGGGAUGUUUCCCUCAGUGCACCACAUGUGGAAGGAGAGAUUAGGGCACCAUCAGUGGAGUUUGAUGGGGAUGGAAAGGUCAAGGUAAAAAAAACUAAAAUCAAAAUGCCCUUAUUUGGUGUAUCCAAAAAGCAUGCAGAAGUAUCUGUGUCUUCUCCUGAUGUGGAUGUUAAAGUAACAAAAGGGGAAAUUGGCAUUUCUAAGCCAGAAGUCAAUCUUGGGAGCCCAGAUGAUAAAUCAAAAUACAAAGUGAAAUUUCCAAAGUUUAAAAUGUCAUCACCAAAAGGUCAACUCUCAGAAGGAGAGGUUGAUGCAAAACUAGAGGGAAAUGUGGAAGGAAAAGGUGGCUUCCAUGCACCUGACGUAACUGUCAAACUACCAAAAUUCUCUAUGGCAGGAUUUGGCUCUAAAGAAAAAGAGUUAGGUAAGCCAAGUGGUUACCUUGAGUCUAAGGCCAAAGUUAAAAUGCCCUCAGUUGAACUGUUGCUACCAGCAGCUAAAACACCAGAUAAUGAGGUUCUCCUCCCCAAAGCAGAGGUUGAUGUCUCAGAGGCUGACAUCAGAGGUUAUGAGGGAAACCUCAAAAUUCCCAAAAUGCCAACAAUUGAUGUUUCCAUUCCCAAAAUAGACCUAGAUGUGUCCCUGCCAAAAGUAAAGCAUGAUGCAAAGGUUGAUGAACAAGGAGGAAAAUUCAAGAUGCCAGACAUAAAGAUACCUGACAUUGACUUCUCCUUUCCUAAAGGUAAAACAGGUGAAAUUGAUGGAGGUCACAUUGGAGUCAAUGCAGAGGGAGGAAAAAUGAAAAUGUCUCACAUGAAAAUGUCAGAUGUUGACAUCUCUCUACCUAAAGGAAAGAUUGAAGGUCCAGAGAUGGAGAUCAAAGGAGAAGGUGGAAAAUUCAAAAUGCCACAUUUCAGCAUGCCCUCUGUUGAUAUUUCACUGCCAAAAGGAAAGACUGAGGGUCCAGACAUUGAAAUGGAGGGAGGCACUGGAGGAAAAUUCAAAAUGCCUCACAUGAAAAUGCCAGAUGUUGACAUUUCUCUACCUAAAGGAAAGAUUGAGGGUCCAGAGAUGGAGAUCAAAGGACAAGGUGGACAAUUCAAGAUGCCACAUCUCAGCAUGCCCUCUGUUGAUAUUUCCCUUCCAAAAGGAAAGAUUGAAGGUCCAGAGAUUGAAAUUGAGGGAGGUACUGGAGGAAAAUUCAAAAUGCCUCACAUGAAAAUGCCCAGCAUCGACAUCUCUCUACCUAAAGGAAAGAUUGAAGGUCCAGAUGUUGAAAUUGAGGGAAGUACUGGAGGAAAGUUGAAAAUGCCUCACUUAAAAAUGCCAGAUGUUGACAUCUCUCUGCCCAAAGGGAACAUUGAGGGCCCAGAGAAGAAGAUCAAAGGAGACGGUGGAAAAUUUAAGAUGCCACAUUUCAGCAUACCCUCUGUUGAUAUUUCACUGCCAAAAGGAACGAUUGAGGGUCCAGACAUUGAAAUGGAGGGAGGUACCGGAGGGAAGUUCAAAAUGCCUCACGCGAAAAUGCCCAAAAUUGAUGUCUCUCAUCCCAAAGGAAAGAUUGAAGUUCCAGAUGUCGAAAUGGAGGGAGGUACAGGAGGAAAGUUCAAAUUGCCUCAUUGGAAAAUGCCAGAUUUUUACAUCUCUCUGCCCAAAGGAAAGAUUGAAGGCCCAGACACUGAAAUAGAGGGAGGCACAGGAGGAAAGUUCAAGAUGCCAAAAGUGGACAUAUCUCUUCCAAAACGAAAACCUUCAGUUGAAGGUCCAGAGUUAGAUAUUGGGGGACACUUUAAAAUGCCUAAUGUGGGCAUAUCUAUCCCUAAAGGAAAAGAAAGUAUUGACAUACCAGAGGAGAAAAUGGCAUCAGAUGGAGGAACCAUCCAACUGCCACAUGUCAAUGUGCCCAAAGUUGAUAUUUCACUUCCUAAAGGUAAAAGUAAAGCUAUUGAAGCAACUGCUAUAGAGAUGGAAGUCACAGGAGGAAAGUUCGUAGGCCCACAUAUUAAACUUCCAAAGGAAGGUGUAUCAGUGCUAAAGAAUAAAUCAGGUGAAGGGGAGAUCAACUUAUCAACAGCUGAGGCAGGAGGGAAAGUUAAAGUGCCACAGGUCCCAUCACUAGAUCUGGACAUCGAUGUGAGACUUGAUAAACCUAAACAAGACACAGAGGCUCAUGGGGAAGCUGAUUUACAUGUUAAGGGAGAGCACAAAGCUCUGAAACUCAAGAUGCCAACAAUAGAUAUCAAAGGUCCAAAAGGAGACCUGGAACUUGAUAUAGGACUUAAUAGAGGAGAGGGCAAUAAGGACAGGAAAAAAAUUGAACUUCCUGACUUGGACCUCAACACAACAGGAACCAACAGCAAAGUAAAGGGGUCUAAAGUCAAAGGAACAAAAUUCAAGAUUGGAAUGCCAAAAAAGAAAACUGGCAGAGACGUAACAGCCGAAGCAAAAAUAUGCAAAAACUGUGGUGAUGAAGAGAUAGGUGGUAAAACCAAACAUAGAUGCAUGGGAAAAGAAAGAUUUGAAUAUGAUGUUAAACUUGAAACUCACAACGGACAUAAAGAGAACAAAGAUCGUAUUAACAUCCCAGUGCCAGAGGUUACAUUACCAACCAAACAAGGUUCAGCGGAAUUAGGAACCGGGGGGGAGGGUAGCCUCUCGUCAUCCAGAGGAGAUAGUAAAGUCCCCCGGAUUCCAGACAUAGAGUUUGAUAUUACUACAUCACCUGAUAAAUAUGAGGACACAACAGAAAAAGGGAAGAAAAUCAAAAUCCCAAAGUUUGGUGUCGCAUUACCCUCCAUGUCCUCUCCUGAGGGGAAAAUAAAUAUCUUUGGGCCAGAAAUUCAGUAUGAGGGCCCUAAAAUGCCCAAAGUAAAGAAAGCUGUUUUUGUCUUGGUAAAUCCUCCUCAAACAGGUGACCAUGCUGCAUGCACAGGCCUCCAAGAAAAGGAGACAACACCUGGGGCUGAAAAAGAGGAUGUCAAAGUGAAGAUGCCCAAAAUCAAAAUGAAGCCAAGCUUUGGGAAGCCCAAAGACAACGCAGCCGCUUUGUCAUUUUCUCCUUGCAAAUCAGGGUCGUUUGAUGUCAAUCUAAGGGGCAAAGGUUCCACUUCAAGUCUAAAUGCUGAAAAAGAUGCAUGUCCUCUCAAGUCCUCCAAUGGCGCAAAAGGGACUUCCAGUGGCAAAAUUAAAUUUCCAAAGGUGGAGUUAACCUCUCCAUAUGGCAAGAUGGCUGCAGAGGGGGAGGACACUGAAAUGAGUUUGAAACUGGGAAAGGAUUCAUCACCAGGAGAAGUGGAGGGAGACACUAAAGGGCUUCAAGUACAAUCAGGCAAGAUGGCCGUCGCUGGUUUUAGUGAGGAGCUCUCAAAGGAUGUGGUGUCAUCUCGUGCCAGAACAGAUAUGCUGGACAGAGACAGCUCAGAGUCCCCUGCUAGUUUUACCAUGGAGUUCAGCUCAGCAAAGGUCCAAUCUUGGAGCAAGGUCGAGAGCCACAGCAGAGAGUCUGAAGAAAGAGAGUCUUCCCCCUGGUUCAAGGUCCCAAAGUUCACCCUGAAGCCACACUCCACAGGCUUCCUUCAGAUAACCCCGGAGGGUUCUCCUCAGGCCCAGCGGAAGGGGGAGGUGGGAGGUGAGGCCGACGUGUUAGGGUCUUUCUGCCUCCACACCUCAGGGCUUGACUUCACCACCCAGGACGUCUCUGAAGAGAACCAAGUCUGCUCCACCGAGGAUGGAACUGUCACUAUGGUUACUAAGACCACCAGGAUCACCCGGCACAUGGUUACCAGCGAAGCGCAAACAGGUGAAUCUUCAGCAACCACGACGACAACACACCAAGUGUCGGACUUCAAGCACUGAGGAUGCUGUGAUAAUAUCUUAAAUGUCUUUACAUUUUCUUGUUUUUCUUUGGUGAGGUUGCAGUGUUCUUGUAUGCUAAGCCUGCAACGUGGCAAACUACAAUUAAGUAAAAGUCUUUAUUUUAUAUUUUAAUAGGUGAGGUUGAAGCAACAGAGUAAUAUAUAUAUCCUUCCUUUUUUCAUUUUAAAUGUGAUAAUUUUUUGUUACUGUUCUUUGACUUUUGUUAGUUUAGUCGUAACUAUUUAUCGGAUUUUGUUUGGUUUUAAGGUUUUCACUCUGAAUGUAAAAAUGUCACAUUGCUUUUAUUUAAUGUUGUUUGUGUGUUCAAAAUGUGCUGGCAUGAGUCAUUUAUCCACAUCAGCAUCAUGGAUUUGACGAUAAUAUGUUCAUUUUGGACCAGUGCAGGCCAGAGUAAUAUUCAUGUAAAUAAAACUUUUUUGAAGCAGUAUCCCUUCAAUCCGAAAUGUAAUUAUUUUCAUAUUCACCAGAGUCAGGAGAGGAAAUUAUAUUUUUUGACCUGAUAAUCUAUUUUGUUUGUCUUGAAGGAAAAGUGUGAGCUUUUUGAGAUUUAGGCAAUUCUCAUUUUUCUGCCAUAGCUUAAUAUUUGAAGCGUUUAGCUGGUGCUGUUAACUAGAAAUAGUCAUAGUGAGAACGCAGUACACUCUGGACUCUUGUUUUCUGCUGUGGGGAUCAAACCUGUGACCUUUUGGUUACAGGUUGCUCUCAAACAUUUACUGUAGGCCACCCUGCUGCUAAUCUAUUUAUAUUCAUGUUUUACACUGUACACCAGUGUACCAGACAAAGACACCACUGUAUAUUUUGUGAUUGAGAUAUAGCUUUAAGAUAGACCUUCUGGCUGAUGCUGAUGUCUCGAAACUCAGCUGUGAUCUACAGUACGUUGAGUUUCAAAACAAAUCAACAGCAAACUGGGAAGAGAAUGGGGGGUUUUUUAGGCAUAUUGUUGGGCGCUUUAACAAAAUCAGGGAGAGGAGUUUUAAAGGUAAAACUGUAAACCUUUUUUCUCUUGACACUUAAAAGUAGCUCUCUAAGAAUGAUGUUACUAUGAGGCUGCUACAAUGACAGACUGGCUAAUGAGUGGCAAGCCUUGAUGUUCAAACGCCACGUUCAAAAGGCAUGUUUUCCUUUGGCUGAAAAUGUCUUUAAUAAUCUGACAUUCUUCUCUUAAUUGAAUAUUACUGACAAUAUUACAGAAUAAAAUUGGAUAUUAAAAUGUCAGAAUAAUUAAAAGCAAUUUAAUUAUCCCUUGUUUUUCAAAAAGAGUGUCCUCAAUUUUAAAGUAUCAAUUGCUUUAUUGUUAAAUGGAGGGGGGGAGGCUUUGUGGGGGAGGCUUUCUUCUGCUUUAGAUAUUGACUUUAUUGUCUCUACAUUGAGACAUUUAAGUUUCAUUCUCAAAUGCAGUACCCACCAUUUGAGAAACAUGGCUACUGUUUCUGGAAUGAAAUGAACACUCCUGAUUUUAUUCACCACUCAUAGCCAUUUCCUUACAAGAGAACACAGGAUGCAACCAUCGGAUUUUUUCAAAAUAUUGAGCUACUUUUCAAGUGGAUGUAAAGCGUUUAAGAAUGGAAACUUUUACUUUACUUGGUUAGUAUAUGGUAGAAGAAAUUCUGACAAAUUACUCCCACACUUUUUUCAUUAACAUUUAACACUAUGCCUGUUUAUCAGGAGAGAAAUAGUUGUAGAUUU
Molecule: messenger RNA, 7899 nt
Organism: Etheostoma cragini (Arkansas darter)
Lineage: Eukaryota; Metazoa; Chordata; Actinopteri; Perciformes; Percidae
Gene: prx
Product: periaxin
Exons: 7
Coding region: 25-6192 (2055 amino acids)
Biological process (GO): regulation of RNA splicing
Cellular component (GO): nucleus; cytoplasm; costamere
Molecular function (GO): protein binding
Source: RefSeq, a predicted model, not a curated record